Molecule: messenger RNA, 724 nt
Organism: Cryptomeria japonica (Japanese cedar)
Lineage: Eukaryota; Viridiplantae; Streptophyta; Pinopsida; Cupressales; Cupressaceae
Product: histone H1
Exons: 2
Coding region: 86-442 (118 amino acids)
Biological process (GO): negative regulation of DNA recombination; nucleosome assembly; chromosome condensation
Cellular component (GO): nucleus; nucleosome
Molecular function (GO): nucleosomal DNA binding; double-stranded DNA binding
Source: RefSeq, a predicted model, not a curated record
ACAAAGCUGUAAUCUUGAUUCAUCAGACUUCUAGUUUUUACAGAGUAAAAUAAUUUCUUCUCUGUAGAAGCUGGGCAUUCUGUUAAUGGAGCAGGCAAAGAUGCUCAAACCUUCUGCAACUCAUCCUUCUUACCGUCAGAUGAUAACAGAGGCAAUUUGUGGGCUGAAGGAGAGCAAUGGGUCUAGCCAGAAGGCUAUUAGCAGGUUCAUUCACAUGAAAUAUGGGGCUCAUUUACAGACAAAUUUCAAGCAAAUUCUCUUAAAACAUCUUAAGAAAUUGAGUGAAGCAGGGGAACUGACCAGAAUCAAGAACUCCUUUAAGUUUAAUCGCAAGCCUUAUAACAAAUCUCAGCGCAUCAAUGUCGCUAAAACUAGUGAGGCUGCCAAAAACAAGUCACCCAAGAAGACUGCUGCUGCUAAAAAUAAUGCCCACAAGCAUUAAAUCCUCACUAUGGCGCUCAUUAUAAUUAGGGUUAUGAUAUUUUGAUGCUUGUAAAUCUCCAGUAAGAUUAUGUAGCGUGGGUGAAUUUUGAUGUGAUAAUCUUAGUGAAACACAAGUUUUAAUGGCCCUGCAAAUCAUUCUGGGGCAAUUUUGGUGAGACCCAGUUUGCCAAAAUGAGGAUUUAGUGUCUGUAAAUGUUCUUUCUGGUAGCAGAAACUUUAUAUUCUGGGAAUUGUAAAAUUUUCUGAAUUAAGUAGUAAUAUAUUUGCUGUUCAUUUGCAC